Rhipicephalus sanguineus (brown dog tick) is the source of this 423-nucleotide messenger RNA. Its product is annotated as cytochrome P450 2U1-like. The coding region runs from base 1 to 390 and encodes 129 amino acids. Gene Ontology annotation, molecular function: iron ion binding; heme binding; monooxygenase activity. Lineage: Eukaryota; Metazoa; Arthropoda; Arachnida; Ixodida; Ixodidae. The transcript has 2 exons. The record is from RefSeq and is a predicted model, not a curated record.
AUGGCGAAACUGCUUCGGUCACGGAGGAAGGGUGGCGUGCUAAUACCCAAGAAUGCUAUCCUCAUCUACAACAUAUUUAAAGCUGGCCGGGACCCGAGCCUGUGGGAGGACCCGUGCUCCUUCAAGCCCGAACGAUUCCUGGACGACGAGACGGGUGUGCUGUCCACCAAGGACAAGCCCUCGUUGCUGACCUUCGGCCUGGGCGCCCGAAGCUGCCUCGCGGAAAAGCUCGUGCCGACCGUUCUUUUUUACGUUCUCGUCAGGCUGAUGCAACGCACGACUUGGACCCUGCCGCCUGACGAGAUUUACGACCCCACACAAACCGACGGCACAACACUGUUGCUGGCACCGGCAGAUCGGCGCGUAGAGGUCACCAAAAGGAACACGUGAAGUUACAUGCCUUGCAGAAGCGUAUUAUGUGUA